CAAGUUUAAUGAGAAGAUGAAAGCAGCUGACCCUUGCGACAUCCUUAUCACGGUGAUGCCCACACUCUGACCGAAAAUAAGCGUCCAGUAGUAAAUUCGCGAUCGUUCAUGCAACAUGCAGAGAUUGCCGAUUUGUCUCAUUGUUUUUACGUGCCUCGGUGUUGGCACCUGGGCAACUGACGGUGUAAAAGGUGGACAACGGCCGCGUUACCCCAACGGGAAUUAUCACGGCACCAACUCCUCGCAAAAUGGCCUUUGCUACAAAAGGGUGCCAUACAGCCACGUUUUAUCUUCAAACUCCAGCGGGUCACCUUACAAUACCAUUCCCCAACCGCCCGGAGGUCACUAUCCUCAAAACGACGGUUGGAUCACCAUAUUAGACUGUUGCGACGGCUACAAGCGCAACGUGACGAGCAGCCUGUGCGAGCCGCAAUGCGAACGCGGCUGCUUCGGCGGCCGCUGCACGGGCCCGAAUGUCUGCAGCUGCCCUCCGGGAUGGCGUCCCGAGGACGGCGUUUGCAUGCCCGUCUGCAUGCACCGGUGCCAGGAGAACGCCUAUUGCUUCUCCCCCGAGGUGUGCAUGUGCAAGUUGGGCUACGACGAGCUCGACGGCCUGUGCAGGCCGAUUUGCCCCGACGGAUGCAGUCACGGCGAGUGCGUGGCGCCGCGCGUCUGCAGCUGCAGGCCAGGAUACGUACUGAAUGAACGCAAGGAGUGCGUGGCCGCGUGCGAGGGCGGCUGCACGCACGGUGUGUGCAGCGGGCCGGGAGUGUGCACCUGCGGCAACGGAUACAUCAACCCUCCCGGCGACCGCGAGUCCUGCGUUCCCCAUUGUCCGGCAGGUUGCGACGGUGAAUGUAUAGCGCCGAACGUUUGCGGCUGCAGGGUCGGCUUCACGCGCAAUCGUACCGGCACUUGCGUGCCGGAUUGCCCGGGUGGUUGCGACGGAGGCGAGUGCGUAGCGCCCGGCGUUUGCAGCUGCAGACCCGGAUACGCGCGGGACCGUUACAGCGGCAGAUGCAUCCCGUCUACCGGUUCAUCGCAGUGCGGAUACGGAUACAUCGUCGAUCCCGACACCGGUAGAUGCAUCCCCGCGCCGACAGUACAGCCCGUCGGCGAUUGCAGACACAACUGCGGUCCGCACGGCAGAUGCGUCAGCUACAAUCGGUGCGCCUGCGAACCGGGAUUCGUCGUUGACCCCGACACCGGUAGAUGCAUCGCCAGCGCGACAUCCACGAUCAACUCGACCCUCUCGCAAUGCAGAUACGGCUGCGGGCCGAACGGCCGAUGCGUCGGCCUGAACGUCUGUGUAUGCGAACCGGGAUUCCGCAGCGAUCCCGAUACCGGAAGGUGCAUUCGGCACGACGUGGGCGGCACGGGCGAGGAGAUGUGCCUGCAUCCGUGCCUGAACGGCCGGUGCACCGGGCUAGAUGAGUGCACCUGCAACCACGGAUACACGCACGACGUCCGCGACGUCACGCGUUCCAGAUGCGUGCCAAUGUGCGCGGGUGGGUGUCCGAACGGCGUGUGCACCGCGCCCAACUUUUGCAUAUGCAAUCCCGGAUAUCGGAAGGAACCCGGUGUCAAGACCGGCCGGCAGAGAUGCGUGCCGCAGGAAUGAAUGAGUUGACGACGCGCGAAACAUAUUGUCAGAUAUUAGUUUGAUGAAGCUAACAAUUUCAGGCAUUAUGACCAACUGAACUUGUACCAUCGACAUCAACUGAUAACAUAAAUUAUAAACAAUGAUUUUUUAUGUGUCUCUUAUUUCACGCGAUAUCAAUCUGUAAUGAUACAUGACGACUUUAACAAACACGCAAAGCAUUGGCGCGAAGAUAAAAUAUCAUCGCGCGCUUAAAAGUUUUGAAGCUAAUAGCUGUUUUGCUAACUAACCCUACACUAUUCUUGAGUAGCAUUCUAGACUGAUCGACAGAUAUAAUUUUCUCAGAGCGAAGAAAGUAUUAAAUAUGUAAAACUCCGAUGGCAAACGAAUACGUUAAUUAUAUAGUAAAUCAUAAGGUUGAUUAUAAAGGCGAGCAUAAAAAUAAAAGCGUUCUAUAAAUCUGAAUCUUGUAGAAAGAUAUGUAAAAAUGACAUUAAAAUAACUUCAAACGC
Messenger RNA from Vollenhovia emeryi, 2112 nucleotides. RefSeq names its product von Willebrand factor D and EGF domain-containing protein-like. The coding region runs from base 116 to 1621 and encodes 501 amino acids. The transcript has 4 exons. NCBI's taxonomy places the organism in Eukaryota, Metazoa, Arthropoda, Insecta, Hymenoptera, Formicidae. The record is from RefSeq and is a predicted model, not a curated record.